GUGCGGGCGGGGGAUUGCAUGGACCGGGAGGGCGGCCCUGCACCCUAUGCAGCCAGUCUGAGCAUCUGCUGUGUUCUUAAGAUCCGCCUCGCCGCCCAACCCCGCAGAAACCAGUGGUAGCAUUACAGGGUCAUUAGGCCCGCAACCCCCCCCCCCCGCCCAGUACCAAAGACCCUCGCUUUCGCCCCCGGACCUUGGCCCACAGGGCAGUAUGGGAGGGGACUGGCAUGAGGGGCUCCGAGGUGGGUGGAAGGGCUCUGCGCCCUGCCUAGGGUAUGGACGGCCUCUGAAGGUUGAAGUGCAAGUAGAGUGGACGCUGAUGGUCCUGAAGACCGCUGACCCCUGGCCGUUUCCCUCGUUUAGGCUCAGGGGAAAGGAGCUGGCCAUGCUGCACGUGACCCGGGAAGUCUGGGCAUUCAGGGUCCGAAUAUGGCCCCUGUUGUUAGGGUCCCCCCGGGCCCUAUCGUCGUUGGCAACCAAGAUGGGGGUGUACCGCAAGAUUUGGAGCCCCACGGAGCCCCGCGAGUGGGCCCAGCAGUACCGCGAGCGUUUCAUUCCGUUCUCCAAGGAGCAACUGCUCCACCUCCUGAUACAGGAUUUCCACUCCAGCCCUAUGCAGAAGGCAGCUUUGGAGGCGUUUUCAGCCCACGUAGAUUUCUGCACCCUGUUCCACUACCAGCGCGUCCUGACGGAGCUGCAGGCCAUGUACGACCCCAUCAACCCUGACAGGGACACCUUGCAUGAGUCUUCGCUCUCGGACCCCCAGCGUCUGGCCAAUGAGCAGGAGGUGCUUCGGGCUCUGGAGCCCCUUCUUGACCAGGCCAACUUCUCCCCGCUGUCCGAGGAUGCCCUGGCCUAUGCGCUGGCAGUCCACCACCCGCAGGAUGAGGUCCAGGUGACAGUAAAUUUGGAUCAGUAUAUCUACAUUCACUUCUGGGCCCUGGGGCAGCGCGUCGGGCAGAUGCCUCUGAAGCUCAGUGCGAAUUCCCUGCGUGGUUUCUUCAUCAGGUCGCCGCCCGCGGAGAGGAGAUACUUUAAGCGGGUGGUCCUCGCCGCCCGCACCAAACAGGGGCGCCUGGUACUGAAAAGCUUCAAGGACACGCCCCUGGAGGGCCUGGAGCUGCUGCUGCCGGAGCUGAAGGUGCGCACGCCGCGUCUGCAGCGCGCCCUGCUCAACUUCACGCUGCUCGUCUCGGGCAUGGCCUUCUUUGUCAACGUGGGCAUGGUGGUGCUGUCCGACCUCAAGGUGGCCACGUCGUUGCUGCUGCUGCUCUUCGCUGUCUUCAUGGGCCUGCGCGCCUCCAAGAUGUUCGGGCAGCGGCGCAACGUGCAGGCGCUGGAACUGGCGCACAUGCUCUACUACCGCAGCACAUCCAACAAUUCGGAGCUGCUCUGCGCCCUGGCCCACCGCGCGCAGGACGAGCACACCAAGGAGACACUGCUGGCACACAGCUUCCUGGCACGGCGGCCCUUGGGCUUGGGUGACCAGCCUGAAGAGACUUCCCGGUGGCUCCAGUCCGAAGUGGAGAAUUGGCUCCUGACCCAGUCAGGUUUUGAGGUGACGUUCAACGGAACUCGGGCUCUGGCCCACCUUCAAGCCCUGACCUCGACAACCGAGAUGUACCCGCCCCCAGGGUUCCCCACGCUAGAUCUCCUGGCUACUACAGUCCCCCCGGCUGCACCCAGCAGCGGCAUCCCUGGACAGAAAUCUCUCUACCCAGCUCCGCCGCACCACCUGGUUGGGCACUGAGGCCCGCCUCCCCAAAGACAAGCUAUCAAUCACUGUUGCUACGCUUUGCCCCGCCCCAAUCUCCAAUUACUGGCGAUCCGUUACAUUUAUUCUUAAAGCUGCCAUUCAAGGCAUCCCUUGAUCGGCCCGCCUCUUUUGGCGUUCAGCCAAUCAAAACUUUAUCUUUUUAUUCCCACCCCAUUAACAUCCAAUCAUGGUUUGACUGAGGAGUGUCAGCCAAUCAUAGCUGUUCAACGUUGCAAACCACCAGGCACCGUAGUUCAGCAGUGCCCUCCCGAGGCUAUAUAUCAUUGUCUUUUUAGCCUGCACCGGGCAAGUUGCCCAUCAUGUUCACCAAGGCGGAGCUCCAGCCGGCAGCCAAUGAAAGCUAUGUAGCCCUGCUCUCUGGGCUAAUUGCCAGUGACAGCUGCUGGGCACCAUCAACCUGGGGCAGCCAGUUGUCUGCAUAGAAUUUCUAAAGGAAACCUGAUCUUCCUAGGAUUUUCAGGCCAUCUGGUCAGCUGCUGAUUACCUAGCCCGUGCUGAAGGGGUUGGGUGCCUUGUGCCAGGAACGAAGAUGUGGACUAGAAGGAAUUGUAGACCCUGCUCACUCCUGCCCCACAGCCACUUGGGCCCUAAGGACCUCAGGUGCCUUCCCUACCGGGUCUCAUCCUUUCUACAGAAACUGCCUUUGUUUUUAUCUUUCCGGCCCCCAUGGCCAGUGCAAUAUUUAUUGGUCUCCCCAUUUCUCCCUCACCCCACCUCCAAAGGAAAUAAAGCAUAUUUAGUAAAUUCGGGUGAGUGGGGUAGCAGCAAGUUUUGGAAAAAGAUGCCAGGAGUUGAGGAAAUGCUGUGGAUGGGCCGCCUGCAAUCCUCAAGUCUGAGCUUGCAGUUGGCAGUUGGCACAGUAGAGCGGAAGAGGAGCCGAGAGGGGGCCUGAUCCCUAAGGAGAGGCUCUGGUUUCCUGGCACUGCGCGUCUUCAGACUGAGGGAGACGAGGAAGCUGUGCACAGCUGUGCAGAUUGUUUGCUGCCCGAAGGCACACACCCUAGGAAUGGAUCGUGUCAAAUCCAGCCUCCCUUCCUCCCUCUCACAUGUGUCCAGAUGUUCUGGGGAGGCUUGGGGGGAGAGAGGGCGCCAAGCUAGUUUUGACUAAGGGGUCACAUGAUCUAAGUGGCACUUUCAAAGUGUUGUUCCCCCUCUUCCCUCCUCUCUCCCAUCCAGGAGGG
Messenger RNA from Sorex araneus (European shrew), 2958 nucleotides. RefSeq names its product transmembrane protein 143 (gene TMEM143). The coding region runs from base 212 to 1750 and encodes 512 amino acids. Gene Ontology annotation, cellular component: mitochondrion. NCBI's taxonomy places the organism in Eukaryota, Metazoa, Chordata, Mammalia, Eulipotyphla, Soricidae. The record is from RefSeq and is a predicted model, not a curated record. The transcript is spliced from 7 exons.